Molecule: messenger RNA, 468 nt
Organism: Arctia plantaginis
Lineage: Eukaryota; Metazoa; Arthropoda; Insecta; Lepidoptera; Erebidae
Source: the annotation of a GenBank genome assembly
AUGUUGCAAGUUCCCAAGCUCAACGCAGAAAUUUCUGCUGCGGCGAUGGAUAUGGCAAGAGGACGAGAUAAAAAACUGUUGAAAUUCCAACAGCAGCUCAGAGUUGGUACUGCUGCUAUUGGCAGAGGAAUUGAUACAUUAUUGAAAUCUAACAAUAAGGUUUUGACCCUAACACAAAUAAGUGACUGUUGUCGAUUCUUAACAGACCUUACAUUAUUUACUGUCCAAAGACAGAAGUUGGUUUCACGGCUUGAAAAAAAAAAAAAAAAAAUCCUAACAGUGAUUCAAGACGCCGACAGAGAUGAGACGUUGUUUGGAAACCCUUUGUCUGAAAGAAUUAAAGCCAGUUUUGCCAUUAGUAAACAGAGUGCACAAAUCAAGGCUACGACAAAUCAACCCUAUGCAGUCACAUGUUACUCGACCCAGCCAGGGAAACUGGUCGGGACCUCGUCGUUACCCUACGAAUAG